Molecule: messenger RNA, 975 nt
Organism: Gossypium raimondii (Peruvian cotton)
Lineage: Eukaryota; Viridiplantae; Streptophyta; Magnoliopsida; Malvales; Malvaceae
Product: cytochrome P450 81E8-like
Exons: 3
Coding region: 1-975 (324 amino acids)
Molecular function (GO): oxidoreductase activity, acting on paired donors, with incorporation or reduction of molecular oxygen; heme binding; monooxygenase activity
Source: RefSeq, a predicted model, not a curated record
AUGUGGGAAGAGCCUGAUGAGAUAGCUCAUUGCUAUAUGGUGCCAAGCAUGACCAACACUCUGUAUAAGCAACUGGAGAGCUAUAAGAUUGCUAAAGUGAUUCUAGAUAAGCUAGAAGACAUGUUUAGAGGCCAAGCUAUGUUGGCUCAACAGUCUGCUAUAACUACCUUAAUGAAUGCCCAACAAAAAGCUCGACACUUCGGCCAAAGACCAUAUGUUAACUACACCACUCUUUGUUUUGCUCCCUACGGCGAUCAUUGGCGCAACCUACGUCGACUCUCCACCAUCGAUAUCUUCUCCUCCACUCGUUUGAACAUGUCUUUAGACAUUCAUAGGGAUGAAGUCAGCCACUUGUUGCGCCGAUUGUACCAGGUUUUCGCCGAUGGGUUCGCCAAGGUAGAGCUGAAAUCAUUGUUUUCGGAGCUGACGUUUAACAUAAUCAUGAGAAUGAUGGUUGGGAAGCAGUAUUUCGACGACGAAGCUACCCAGAAUUCUGACGAAGGGAGGCGGUUCCAGGAGAUGAUUAAGGAGCUUUUCGAAUUGGCAGUGUCUUCAUAUCCUGGAGAUUUCCUGCCAAUACUGCAGUUGGUUGAUUACAAUGGAUACAUCAAGAGAAUUAAAGACCUGGCCAGUAUAACAGAUGAAUUAACGCAAGGAAUGAUCGAUGAACAUAGAAGCAACAAAGGCGAUUUGAACAUCAAAAACACUAUGAUAACCCAUUUGCUAUCUAUGCAAGAAUCUCAGCCGGAAUAUUGUACUGAGGAAAUCAUCAAAGGACUCAUACAGGUCAUAUUAAAUGCAGGAACUGAUACAACAGCAAUAACAUUGGAACGAGCAAUGUCUAAUCUGUUGAACAAUCCUCAUGUGCUAGAAAAAGCUAGAGCUGAAUUAGACAAACUUGUCGAUCAAGAAAAACUGGUGGAAGAAGCUGAUGUUGCAAAAUUACCUUACUUACAACGAGCAAUGACAACCUAA